AUGUGUGGCGGCGCGAUCAUCUCCGAGUUCAUCCCGCAGCGCGACGCCGCCCGCGGCGGCGGCAAGCGGGGCCUCUGCGGCGAGGACUUCUGGCCGCACGCGGCCACGGCGGCCGCCGACUUCGACGACUUCGCCGCGGCCUCCUUCCAUCCCGACCAAGGGCACACGCACAGACACGCUACAGCUAGGAUAGGACACACACUCGACCGCCUGACCCUGACACCCGUGCAUGGUGCAGAGCCGCCGGCCAGGAAGCGGGAGCGCAAGACCAUGUACCGCGGCAUCCGGCGCCGCCCCUGGGGCAAGUGGGCGGCGGAGAUCCGUGACCCGGCCAAGGGCGCGCGCGUCUGGCUCGGCACCUUCGCCACCGCCGAGGCCGCCGCGCGCGCCUACGACCGCGCCGCGCGACGCAUCCGCGGGGCCAAGGCCAAGGUCAACUUCCCCAACGAGGACCCGCCGCCCGACUACGACGACGACGGCAUCCACGCCGGCGCCGCGCAGGGGAUGCUCGCCAUGUCCUGCGGCGGCGGCAGCAGGGACCACCUCGUCGACUACGACGUCGACGUCAUGCGCAUGGGGACGACGUUCUUCCAGCACCACCCGCAGCCGUCGUACGUGCCCGACGCCGUCGCCGUGGCGCAGGACCAGGCGCCCACGGUGGCGUACGUGCACCACCAGCUGCCGCCGCAGGUCGACGCCACCGGGAUGGAGAUAUGGACGUUCGACGCCAUCAACACGGCCGAACCCAUGUGA
This is a messenger RNA of Miscanthus lutarioriparius, 753 nucleotides long. NCBI's taxonomy places the organism in Eukaryota, Viridiplantae, Streptophyta, Magnoliopsida, Poales, Poaceae. The record is from the annotation of a GenBank genome assembly.